Molecule: messenger RNA, 1062 nt
Organism: Seriola aureovittata
Lineage: Eukaryota; Metazoa; Chordata; Actinopteri; Carangiformes; Carangidae
Product: G-protein coupled receptor 4-like
Exons: 1
Coding region: 84-1037 (317 amino acids)
Biological process (GO): G protein-coupled receptor signaling pathway
Cellular component (GO): membrane
Molecular function (GO): G protein-coupled receptor activity
Source: RefSeq, a predicted model, not a curated record
AUCACGAAGCUUAUCUCAGUUCAUCACAACACAAGAGUUUUCUAUUGCCUUUCACAUUCAGGUUUGGUCCUCAUCAUGUUAGGAUGGAUUCAGCAAUCCUCAACCAAACAAACUUGAGUACAUCACACUCUUGCACCAUGGAGUCCUCAGUGAAUCAGCGUGUGAUUCUGGCUGCCUAUUCUCUUUUUUUCAUCGUGGGCUUUCCAGCAAACUGCCUGUCUCUGUAUGUAGCCUGGAGGUUGAUGAGGAAUGGGAACAACACAGCAGUCUACCUUGUCAACCUGUCCAUUUCUGAUCUGCUCUACACAAUUACUCUUCCUGUGUGGAUUGAACUGGCCAAGGAGAGUCCUAUAGGUGGCGGUCUCUGCAGCCUAGUGGCUGUGAUCAUGUUCAACAGCUUUUACGUCGGCUCUGGCCUCCUUUGCUGCAUCUCCGUUGAUCACUAUGUAGCAGUGGUCUAUCCUCUCCAGUUUCACUGGGUCAGGGAGGUGCGGACAGCAGCACUUGUGAGUUUUGCUGUAUGGGUUUUGGAGAUUGUCAUCCACGUUAUCUUACUUGACCACACAGGGGCGCUGCAAGCUUUCUCCUCAAGUGACUUGUGUGAGGAUAGAGUACCCAUGACACAAGAGAGUACCAACCUUGCUCUCACUCGGGUCAGCCUCGGUUUCCUGGUCCCCGUCUUCAUCAUGACUUUUUGCUUUCAGCAGAUCAUGCGAUCACUCAAACAGAGCACUUCCAUCAUGGCGGAGGAGCGCAGGAAAGUAGGACUGCUGUUGUUGUCCCUGCUUCUAACCUACACAGCAGCCUUUGUGCCCUACCAGACUGUCAUGCUACUCAGGGCCAUACUCGAGCCCAGAGCCUGCAUCUGGGCCACAAAGCUCAGAGAUCCAUAUCUUGUCACAGUCACCACCACAACCAUAAACAGUGUAUUGGAUCUUAUAUUAUACUGUUUAAUCAGUGAAAGUGCUAAGAGCGAAGUCAGGAAAGCUCUAGAGAAAUUCAGAGGACUUUUAAUGUGGAGGAAAUGGUCUCUCUAAUGGAGUUAUUUUCAUUUUUUUGUGA